Molecule: messenger RNA, 513 nt
Organism: Anopheles arabiensis
Lineage: Eukaryota; Metazoa; Arthropoda; Insecta; Diptera; Culicidae
Product: endocuticle structural glycoprotein SgAbd-5-like
Exons: 2
Coding region: 33-428 (131 amino acids)
Cellular component (GO): chitin-based extracellular matrix
Molecular function (GO): structural constituent of chitin-based larval cuticle
Source: RefSeq, a predicted model, not a curated record
UAUUCGCAAGUUCAAAACACACAGUAUUCAAAAUGCAGCAGCAAGUGUUUGCCUUUCUAGUCCUCUGCACAGUAGUCGGAGCCGCUGUGGGAGCUCCCGUUGAUUCUGGCGCAACACCAUACAUUGUGCAGUACGAAAACAAUAACGCACAGAGCGAAGGAUACAUCUUUGGAUUCGAGUUGAGCGAUGAGCAGCGGCGCAAGGAAGAGGGAACGAUCCGGUACAGCAAGGACGAGGAAGGCAAAGAUGUGCAGUUCGUCGCCGUCCAAGGACACUACUCGUACGUCGGAGACGAUGGCCGCACGUACUGGGUGGAGUACGUUGCAGACGAGAACGGAUAUCGCUCCCGGAUGGGCACCGGUGACUACGAUACCGAUCGCAAGCUCGAGCUGUCCGGCGGGGAGCGCAAGAAUCGCCCAUUCGCCUAGUAGUGGUGGCAUGAUUAAUGAAUGGAAAUUCGCGUGUAUGGGAAUGGGUAAUGGUCAAUAAACGGAUGCGCUGAUGUUGGAGGGA